Cornus florida is the source of this 3026-nucleotide messenger RNA. RefSeq names its product probable methyltransferase PMT24. Gene Ontology annotation, cellular component: cytoplasm; endosome; trans-Golgi network. Gene Ontology annotation, molecular function: methyltransferase activity. Bases 264 to 2735 code for a protein of 823 amino acids. The record is from RefSeq and is a predicted model, not a curated record. NCBI's taxonomy places the organism in Eukaryota, Viridiplantae, Streptophyta, Magnoliopsida, Cornales, Cornaceae. The transcript is spliced from 9 exons.
CUAAUAUAAACUUUGUUUAAACACGGAGUGAUGGGUCAUGGCUCGUGAGUUAAAUGACUGUUACCUCUCUCUCUCCAGAAGUAAAGGGAACAGAUAUUUUCUCUGCUAUAAAGCCUAUAUAUCUUCAAUUCUCAACUGACAUGCUUCCUCAACUCUCUCUCUUUUUGUAGAAAAUGAGCUUAAACCCCCUUCAAUAGAUCCAUAACGAAUCAGUCUCUGCCAAGUAAGAAGAGGUACACAGUAUUAAAAACUGUACCUAAAACAUGGCUUUGGGAAGAUAUUCCCGUGUUGAUGGGAGGAAGUCAUCCAAUUACUGUUCAACUGUUACUGUUGUCAUGUUUGUUGGUGUUUGUUUAGUUGGGGUUUGGAUGUUGAUGUCUUCAUCUGUUGUCCCUGUUCAGAACUCAGACUUGUCUUCUGAGGAGCCUAAAACUGAGGUGAAAGUAGCCGAGAAUGAUUCUAAGCAAUUUGAGGAUGGUUCAGGUGAUUUACCAGAGGAUGCAAUAAAAGAUGGUAACCCUGAAAAUUUUAGGGAUAAGAACAACUCUGAUAUCCAGGACAGUCAAAAUUUAGUUGAAAAAGAGUCUGAGAAUACUUCCGGGGGAAUGCAGGAAGAAGAGUUUGUGAAGGAAAAUGCUGAAGAGAAAAGUGAGCCUGAAGAGGAAUCCAAGAGAGAGGAUGAAAAUGAUAGAGAUGUAAAAAAGGAAAAUGAUGAAUCUAAUCCAAGAGAUGGGGAAUCAAAUUCAGGAGAUACAAAUACACAGGGCGGUGAAUCAAAUGGAAGUGAGCAGCAAGAAUCGGAGGACAGCUCAAGUGAGAAUAAAACAAAUUUGGAUGAUGGUGAGAAAAAAUCAGAUACAGAGGAUCCAAAGCAAGAAGAUGAAGUGGACAAGCAGAGCGACGAGAAUGUUGGAGAAAAUCAAGAUAAGAGUUCAGAAGAAAGCUCCGGUGAAAACAAGAUGGAAGACCAGGCAAAGGACCAUGCUGCAAAUGAGGUCUCCACUGCUGGGGCUCAGUCUGAGAUUUUGAAAGAAACUAACACUCAGAAUGGGGCUUGGUCAACUCAAGCAGCUGAGUCUGAGAAUGAGAAGGAAUCACAAAAAUCUUUAUUGUCCAAGGACCAAAGUGGCCAUAUGUGGAAACUUUGUAAUGUCACUGCUGGGCCAGACUAUAUUCCCUGUCUUGACAAUGUGCAAGCUAUUAGAAAGCUUACAAGUACAAGACACUAUGAACAUCGAGAAAGACACUGCCCAGAUGAAGCUCCAACUUGCCUUGUCCGUCUACCUGAAGGAUACAGACGCUCAAUUAGCUGGCCUAAAAGCAGGGAACAGAUAUGGUACUAUAAUGUUCCCCACACCAAGCUUGCAGAGGUUAAAGGUCAUCAAAAUUGGGUAAAAGCUGAUGGUGAUUACCUUACUUUUCCUGGUGGUGGGACUCAGUUUAAGCAUGGUGCCCUUCAUUACAUUGAUUUUAUCCAACAAUCUCUUCCUGAUAUUGCAUUGGGAAAAAGAACCCGUGCAAUACUGGACAUUGGGUGUGGGGUGGCCAGCUUUGGAGGAUAUCUUUUUGAAAGAGAUGUACUUGCAAUGUCAUUGGCUCCCAAGGAUGAGCAUGAAGCCCAAGUGCAAUUUGCUCUCGAAAGGGGCAUCCCUGCUAUAUCAGCUGUUAUGGGUACCAAGAGACUACCCUUUCCCAGUAAAGUCUUUGAUAUUGUUCAUUGUGCACGGUGCAGAGUCCCUUGGCACAUUGAAGGUGGUAAACUUCUAUUGGAGCUGAAUCGUCUCUUGCGACCUGGUGGUUACUUUGUGUGGUCUGCUACUCCGGUUUACCGAAAGGUGCCUGAAGAUGUUGGCAUUUGGGAAGCUAUGUCUAAACUAACAAAGGCAAUGUGCUGGGACCUGGUGGUGAUUAAUAAUGAUAAAUUGAAUGAAGUUGGUGUUGCAAUAUUCAAGAAACCAACCUCCAAUGACUGCUAUGAGAAAAGACCACAGAAUGAGCCUCAGAUGUGCAAAGAAUCUGAUGACCCAGAUGCCGCCUGGAAUGUACUACUUGAGGCAUGCCUGCACAAAGCUCCAGCUGAUGCAUUAGAGCGUGGGUCGCAGUGGCCAGAGCAAUGGCCGCUAAGGUUGAAAAAACCACCUUAUUGGUUGAAGAGUUCUCAGGUUGGAGUUUAUGGCAAAGCAGCUCCAGAAGACUUUGCUGCUGAUUUUAAGCACUGGAAACAUGUUGUGUCCAUGUCAUACUUAAAUGGUUUGGGAAUCAACUGGUCUUCAGUGAGGAAUGUCAUGGACAUGAGAGCUAUAUAUGGAGGAUUUGCUGCAGCACUGAAAGACCUGAAAGUGUGGGUUAUGAAUGUUGUUCCAAUUGAUUCACCAGACACACUUCCAAUAAUAUAUGAACGCGGCUUGUUUGGGAUAUACCAUGAUUGGUGUGAAUCAUUCAGCACUUACCCCCGAUCUUACGAUCUUAUACAUGCAGAUCAUAUCUUCUCUGAUACCAAGAAAAGGUGCAAGCUUGCUGCAGUGAUUGCAGAAGUUGAUAGGAUUCUAAGGCCAGAAGGGAAGCUGAUAGUGCGGGACAAUGUUGAGACCAUAGCGGAGGUGGAGAACAUGGCAAGGUCUCUGCAGUGGGAGAUCCGAUUGACGUAUUCAAAGGACAGUGAAGGAUUGUUGUGUGUUGAAAAGACAUUAUGGCGUCCCACAGAGGCAGAGACAAUUACUUCAGCCAUUGCAUGAUCGUAAUCUUUUAAUUACCAGCAUUGAAAAUUCAAUGCAGUUGCUAUUAGAUAUAUAUAUUUUUUGUUUUCUCCACCAGCUCUUAAGGAUGCAAUGGCAAUAGUUUCUCAUUACACUUUGUAUAAUUUAUAUUGGUCGAUUGUUCUUGUAAUACCUCUCAGUUUGGCCACCAUUUUUCCAUCUUUUAUUCCCUUCAAUUAUAGGGAUUUGGAAACCAGAGUUUUAACUGUAAAAUAACACUAUCGUAUUACAUGAAUCAAUGAAUGUUGUAUUCUAAAUUCUUAAAGAAAA